This is a messenger RNA of Oncorhynchus keta (chum salmon), 3918 nucleotides long. RefSeq names its product NLR family CARD domain-containing protein 3-like. The transcript is spliced from 11 exons. The record is from RefSeq and is a predicted model, not a curated record. Bases 158 to 3559 code for a protein of 1133 amino acids. NCBI's taxonomy places the organism in Eukaryota, Metazoa, Chordata, Actinopteri, Salmoniformes, Salmonidae. Gene Ontology annotation, molecular function: protein binding.
UGUGAAUUCAGGCUGCAAGGUAAAGAAUCUUCUCAGUGAUUAUUGUAAAGUGUGUAGGGACAUAAAAUGUAUGGUGUUAUUUUAGUAUAGUGAAUGACAGGAAAACACUCGGAUCUAACAGUCCAUUUCACCUGGGAAAGGGGUAACUGCCUCUAAAAUGAGUCUCUCUGGGGAGAGAGAGGAGGGUGGCCCUGCCACUAAAAUGAGUAUCUCUGGGGAACAAGACACCAAAGCUAAGAGCCCAAUCAAGCAGGAGAGACCAGCCUCCCCUGUACCCAGCUGUGUGUCCAUGAAGAGUGACCGGUCUAUGGAACCUCCUAUGAAGUUUAGAGAGGGAGACUUUUCUACUGAACAAAGAAACCAACAGGCGAGAACAGAGUCAGAGAUUCUCAGUGGUCAGUCUUCCAAGAGUCAUCAAACAGACCUGGCCUCCAUAUUCAGUUUGCUUGAAGAGAAAAUUAUGACAUUUGUGAAGAACGAGCUGAAGAUGUUCAAGAGGAUUCUUAGUCCAGAACUCCCACAAGGCUUUGAGAGUCAGAAGCAGGAAGUGGUGGAUGCUGAAGAUGAGAAGCAGGAGAGCAGUGCCAGAGAGGGGGCUCUGAAGAUCACACUGCACGUCCUGAGGAAAAUGAACCAGAAGGAGCUUGCUGACACACUGGAGAAAUAUUCAGAUGAGCUUGCUGUGAUUUGCCAACGUGAACUCAAAUCUAAUCUCAAGAAGAAGUUUCAGUGUGUAUUUGAGGGGAUCGCUAAACAAGGAAACCCAACACUUCUCAAUAAGAUCUACACAGAGCUCUACAUCACAGAGGGUGGAACAGGAGAGGUCAAUAAUGAACAUGAGCUGAGACAGAUUGAGACAACAACCAGGAAACAAGCAAGACCAGAGACUCCAAUCAAAUGUAACGACAUCUUCAAACCCUUAACUGGACAAGACAAACUUAUCAGAACUGUGCUGACAAAGGGAGUCGCUGGCAUUGGAAAAACAGUCUCUGUGCAGAAGUUCAUUCUGGAUUGGGCUGAAGGAAAAGCAAAUCAGGAUGUCCAAUUUGUAUUUUCAUUCCCUUUUCGGGAGCUGAAUUUGAUGAAAGAGGACAAACACACUUUCAUUAAACUUCUCAAUCACUUCUCAAUGGAAACCAAACAAUCAGGAAUCUCCAACUACAACAAGUACAAAGUUCUGUUCAUCUUUGAUGGUCUAGAUGAGUGCCGACUGCCCCUAGACUUCCAGAAGAACAAGAUCUGUUGGGACGUCACAGAGUCAACCUCAGUGGAUGUUCUGCUGACAAAUCUCAUCAAGGGAAAUCUGCUUCCCUCUGCUCUCAUCUGGAUAACAACCCGACCUGCAGCAGACAAUAAGGUCCCUUCAGUGUGUGUUGACCAGGUGACAGAGGUACGAGGGUUCAAUGACCCACAGAAGGAGGAGUACUUCAGGAAGAGAUUCAGUGAUAAGGACCUGGCCAGCAGAAUCAUCUCACACAUAAAGACAUCAAGGAGCCUCCACAUCAUGUGCCACAUUCCAGUCUUCUGUUGGAUUUCUGCAAUAGUCCUUGAACACAUGCUGAAACAUAAGAGAAAAGAGAUGCCCAAGACUCUGACUGAGAUGUACACACACCUUGUGGUGUUUCAUACCAAACAGAAGAAUGAAAAGUAUCUUGGGAAAGAAGUGAGAGGUCCACACUGGAAUAAAGAGAGCAUUCUGUCACUGGGAAAACUGGCUUUUCAACAGCUUGUGAAUGGCAAUCUGAUUUUCUAUGAAGAAGACCUGAAAGUGGCUGACAUUGAUAUCAAUGAAGCCUCAGUGUACUCAGGAUUGUGCACACAGCUCUUUAAAGAGGAAUGUGGGCUGUACCAGGACAAGGUGUACUGCUUUGUUCAUCUGAGCAUUCAGGAGUUUCUGGCUGCUGUAUAUGUGUUCCUCUCAUUCAUCAACAACAAUGAGAAUCUAAUAGACAAACUUCAAACAAAAGACAAGACUGAAGUUACUUUCUAUAAGAGUGCUGUGGAUAAAGCCUUACAAAGUGAGACAGGAAACCUGGACCUUUUCCUCCGCUUCCUUCUGGGCCUCUCACUGGAGUCCAAUCAGAAGUACUUACGAGGUCUACUGACAAAGACAAGAAUCAACUCACAGAGCCAUGAAGAAACAGUCAAGUACAUCAAGGAGAAGAUCAGGGAGAAUCCCUCUCCAGAGAGGUGCAUCAAUCUGUUCCACUGUCUGAAUGAACUGAAUGACCAUUCUCUCGUGGAGGAGAUCCAAAACUUCCUGAGAUCAGGAAGUGUCUCCAGUGAAGAACUGUCCCCUGCACAGUGGUCAGCUCUGGUCUUUGUGUUGCUGACUUCAGAAAAGGAGCUGGAUGUGUUUGACCUGAAGAAAUACUCUAGAUCAGAGGAAGGUCUUCUGAGACUGCUGCCAGUGGUCAAAGCCUCCAGAGCUGUUCUCCUGUCAGGCUGUGGAGUCACAGAGGAAGGCUGUGCUUCUCUGGUCUCAGCUCUGACGUCAAAUCCCUCACACCUGAGAGAGCUGGAUCUGAGUAACAAUGACCUGAAGGAUUCAGGAGUGAGGCUGCUCUCUGCUGGACUGGGGAAUCCCCACUGUAAACUGGAGACUCUGAGAUUCACUGUCUGUAAACUCACAGACACAUCCUGUAAAGUGUUGGCCUCAGUUCUCAGUUCAAACCCCUCACACCUGAGAGAGCUGGAUCUGAGUAACAAUGACCUGAAGGAUUCAGGACUGAAACUGCUCUCUGCUGGACUGGGGAAUCCCCACUGUAAACUGGAGACUCUGAGGCUGUCAGGCUGUCUAGUCACAGAGGAAGGCUGUGCUUCUCUGGUCUCAGCUUUGAGGUCCAACCCCUCACACCUGAGAGAGCUGGACCUGAGCUACAAUCACCCAGGAGUCUCAGGAGUCAGACUGCUCUCUGCUGGACUGGAGGAUCCACACUGCAGACUGGAGAAACUCAAUGUGGAACAUGGUGGAGAGAACACAAUGAAACCUGGGAUUAGAAAAUAUGUCUGUGAUCUCACACUGGACCCAAACACAGUAAACAGACUCCUCUCUCUGUCUGAGGAGAACAGAAAGGUGACAUGUAGGAGAGAGAAGCAGCCAUAUCCUGAUCACCCAGAGAGAUUUGAGGACUGGUACCAGGUGCUGUGUAGAGAGGGUCUGACUGGGCGCUGUUACUGGGAGGUAGAGUGGAAUGGGAUAGGUGCUGAUAUAGGAGUGACAUAUAAAGGAAUCAGCAGGAGAGGAAGGGUUAAUGACUGUAGGCUUGGAGCCAAUGACAAGUCCUGGAGUCUGGUCUGCUCUGACAACCGUUACACUGCCUGGCACAAUAAUAAACACAUUACCAUAGACGUCCCCUCCUCCAGCUCCCACAGAGUAGGAGUGUAUCUGGACUGGCCAGCCAGCACUCUGUCCUUCUAUAGAGCCUCCUCUGACACACUGACCCACCUGUACACAUUCACCUCCACAUUCACUAAGUCCCUCUUUCCAGGGUUGUAUGUUUGGGAUGACUCCUCAGUGUCCCUGUGUCAGUUGGUCCCUGUGUCAAACACAACAUGAUGUUUCACUCUAAUCAGGGUCAUGUUCAGUAAGACACACUGGGGAGCAACAAUGUAGAAUAUCUCUCUGGUGCGUAAAAAUAUGAUUGUAAAUAUUAAUGAAUUAACACCAUUGAAGUUGACAGACAUUGUCAACUAAUUGUCAUUUAUUAAUAGAAUGAAUCACCACACUGUAUUGUAAAAACUGGUUUCAUUUGCAAAUCAUUGAUCGUGUUGUUAUUGGGCUUCUUGGUGUUUGUAAAUAUUGUAGAAUGUUUAUUUUUUCAAAUUCUUGACACAACAGUCUUGUUUCUGCAUGAACUCAAUUCAACUGAAUGAAACAAUAUGACAGAUGUGACGAAUAAAGGUUAAUAAACCAGA